Neoarius graeffei (lesser salmon catfish) is the source of this 902-nucleotide messenger RNA. It is a transcript of the gene mis18a, whose product is annotated as MIS18 kinetochore protein A. The transcript has 5 exons. The record is from RefSeq and is a predicted model, not a curated record. Gene Ontology annotation, cellular component: chromosome, centromeric region; chromatin; nucleus. Gene Ontology annotation, biological process: chromosome segregation; CENP-A containing chromatin assembly. Lineage: Eukaryota; Metazoa; Chordata; Actinopteri; Siluriformes; Ariidae. Bases 70 to 657 code for a protein of 195 amino acids.
GGUAAAGAAGAACAGUAAAAACCCGCGCGCGCAGAGUUUUGUAAACAAGUCGUAUUUUGCACUUAUACAAUGGCGCGGCAAGUCGGCCAAGUUGACCAUGAUCAUGACAGUGAUACGUACGUGGUUUCGGAGGGUUUAUCUGUGGUUGACAGCAGCAGCAAAGUAGAAGAUGAUGGAGGAGGAGACGCGCCUGCUGUUUUUCUGUGCGGAAAAUGCAGGCUGCCUUUCGGCGACUCGCUCUCAUGGGCCGGGAGCGACGACGAGCAGAAUCAGAUCCUGUUAAAGCGUGCUAAUGCCAACAUUGUGAUUGGCAAAGAAACUUUUGUCUGUGGAAAAACUGAUGAAGUAAAAUGCCUUGCUGUGAAUCUCACCUGUCGUGGUUGCAGCUUCAAACUAGGACACAUGUACACAUCCACUCCAAAGUCCCUGGACUACAAAAGGUCCAUUUUCUGCCUCAUGGUUGAAAAUAUUGAGAGUUAUGUUUUAGAUUCUCCUGACCAGCAGGUGGCAGCAGUGGGCAAAGAAAGGCCUGUGACAGUGGAGUAUGUGGACAACGUUGAGCAACAGAUGACCAAGAUAAAAUCUCUCGCAGUGACAAUAGGAAAGCGGCUGUUGGAGAUCGAGGUUGAUCUCCAGUGCAAGUCUGGGGCGACUUAACACUUAGCCGGUUCUUUCCACAAGGCUUUGCUACGGUAUACCAUGUUGUUGGUUGUGCCCAAAUCUAUUAUUUGUUAAAAAUCUGGAAAGUCACCUGACAUUACUGUCAAACUAAUAAUACACACCAAAUUAUGUUAUUUGCUGCUGUUGUAUAUCUCACUGCUUUCUGUAUUCUUUUCAGGAUGUUUCAGAAGUUCAUUUUGUAAUCCUUUGUAUCAUGUUAUAUUAAAAAAAAAAAAAAAGUG